Messenger RNA from Anopheles cruzii, 1014 nucleotides. Its product is annotated as mitochondrial transcription rescue factor 1. The record is from RefSeq and is a predicted model, not a curated record. The transcript is spliced from 2 exons. The coding region runs from base 170 to 865 and encodes 231 amino acids. NCBI's taxonomy places the organism in Eukaryota, Metazoa, Arthropoda, Insecta, Diptera, Culicidae.
CUGGCUCAGGAAGUAAACAAUAACAUUACAUAACCUUCAAAUGGUCCGGUUUAGGCGGAACACGUUGCUGUCGGUGCGUUAGAAAUCCUCCUGUGCUCGCAAAAUAAUACAAAAACCAUCAUCCGAGAUCCGACUGCUCGAGGCACGGUUUGUGUUUGAGCUCCAAGGAAUGUCGCUUCUCCCGCGCCUAAUUUAUGGCCACAACUACGUACGUACCGUUUGUAAGUGUAGCAUUCCGUUCGCCAGUUUCACGUCCGUGUCGCAAGGACGCUUUCAACCUACCCAAACAGCAAUCAAUCAACCAACCAUCAGCCCGUGUGCGAUCAUCGAUCCGUGGGCUGCGGUUCAACGGACCGUUUUCAACCAUCAACUGUGGCGAAACAAGUCGAAGAAAUCGUCUUCCGGGCGGCGCGAUCGAGCCAAACCGUCCAGCGAGGUGGACGAAGACGACGACGACACGACCGAUCCGGAUCACGGGAGUGACGCGUACGAGGCGCUGGUUGCCGACAAGCACAGCCGUAUCGUGAAGGUGACGGUUAGCUCGAUGCGGGCGGACCUUCUUCUGAAAGCCGGCCUAGGGAUCGCGCGAAACAAGGUGGAGACAAUGUUCUACGACAGUAAAAUACGCGUAAACGGGCGGAAGCUGCUGAAAAAAAGUGCCCCGCUCGAGGCGGACGACGAGAUCGAUGUGGUGCGCGGUCCGAGCCCGAACAAUCCGGAACAUCUGGUCGUGUCCCGGGUAGAGAUCCUGUCGAUCGUGCCGCAAACCGAAAACCUACACGUGACGCUGCGGAGGCAGAACUCGCUGGUGAUAGAGAACUAUCCGGAUCAACCGAACCGAGGCAACGCCGACCGGGAUCCGUAGGUCGGCGACGAAUAGGUGACCGAGAACUUCGCGAGCCGUGCCGAUCAACCACCCCGUGUAUCAUGGUAAUUUACUCUAGUAGAAAGUUUAAAUAGUUUCUAAAACUACUCGAGUUUAAUAAAGUUGAACUCGUCGAUCAAGCAACACCG